Molecule: messenger RNA, 3910 nt
Organism: Erpetoichthys calabaricus (reedfish)
Lineage: Eukaryota; Metazoa; Chordata; Cladistia; Polypteriformes; Polypteridae
Gene: adnp2b
Product: ADNP homeobox 2b
Exons: 4
Coding region: 346-3528 (1060 amino acids)
Biological process (GO): regulation of gene expression
Cellular component (GO): nucleus
Molecular function (GO): DNA binding
Source: RefSeq, a predicted model, not a curated record
UGAUUGAGGCAAGCGCCAUUUUUCCUUUCAGGAGGAGGGUGAUGCAGCUCACAUUCAGUGACGAAUAAGGUGGAAAAAAGGCCCGUAAUAUUUAUUGUUGCCGAAUCCUACGCGGAUGUUGACGAGCAGAUAACUAGCGUGAAGUUGAACGCCGACUGCGCGGGAUAACAGCAACAGCGGAGCGGUGUGCGGGGGCUGUGUACAAUAUCGGGAGACCUCUCUUGCACGCUCACACACACGCGCACGCACAAACACGGCAGGAGGAGUGUGUGUGUGUGCGUGUGUGUGUGUGAAAGAGAGAGAACGAGAGAGAGCUCCCUCUUCCAGGACUGACGGGAAAGAAAGAUGUUUCAGCUUCCUGUGUUUAACCUGGAAAAAAUCCGAAAAUCUAGAAAGAGAGUUAAAGGAAUUUUAUGUGACAUUGGCCUCCAGAGUUGUAAGGAGCUGGUAGGGGAGCUCAAGAGCUUCGAUGCUGGAGAUAAGUAUUUCUAUAAUACGGAAUGGUCAGAUGUUUGUGAAUGGGAUUCGUAUAGAAGGAAAAAAAAGCCUCUGUACCGCACCAAGACUUUCUGCUGCAGUCUGUGCAAGUUUUCUACUAAGACUAUUUAUUCCUUCCGGCUGCAUGUUCAGAGGUGCCAUGAAGAGGAACAAGAUAUUGAGACAAUUUCUGGGUGUCCUGUCUGUCCAUUCACUGCUCACCCUAAAGUCAUCAAUCAGCACUUUAAGUUUUUUCAUACUAUGCCACGGAAAAGUCAGCUUUCUUCCUCACAUGCCAUUGUUGGGUCUGCUCCAGCUGCCAUGUCUUCUUCUGAUAGGUUUUCCUGUCGAAAAUGCUUCUAUCAGGAUUCCUUGUAUUACUGCAUGAAGAAGCACAUUUUGGUUAUGCAUUAUCCAUCGCUUUUGAGCAGUUAUUUUGGCCAACGAGCGGAAUCUGAACUUACUUCAUGUCAGGAAACUGGAUUUUCUCCACUUCGGUUUUACUGUAAGAUGUGCAAUUUACCUGCUGAGAGUUCUGACCAUUUACUAUAUCACAUCCUGACAUCUGAUAAGCACAGAGAACUCGAGGUUCACUUAAAAGCCUUAAUCUAUGAACAUGGAAAACAGGGAAAAAGAAAUCAGCUGGCAAAACUCGCAAGCAUUGCACCAAAGGUUAAAGCAUCUUCUCAAAUUUUAAAUGUACCCAUGUUGCCUGGUACUAAUGGACAGCAACCAAUGAAUAUGGUUCCACUUCCUCAGAAUAUUACACAUGGACUAAUGGGACCACCAAGACCCCCUGAAUGUUCUCCUAUUAAUAGUCCAAUCAUGGCCCCCAAUGUGCCAAGGACUACAGCCACUUCUUCAGGACCUCGGCUUAUGAGUCCUCCGGUUCCAUCACUAAAUCACAUGCGCCCAUCAUUGGUACCACCUGCUGUCAUGCACGGAGCUCCAGGAUGUAUGCCUCCUAUAGUACGAGCCCCUUGCAGCAAUCAAGGAUUUCUCCCACAAGGGCCAUCUCCUUCUCUUGUACAAAUGUCCCCAACCACUCCUAGAAACUCUCUUCCUCCCACAUCACCAGUGACUUCACUAAUCAGUUCUCAGCCCUCUAGAGUGACACCAUCUGCUCUGCCUGCUGCUACCACUGUUGCAACCACUUUGAUCCAUGGUGGUGUUGUUGUUGGGGGCCAGCAGAAGGGCCCAAUGAAUAUUUCAGUGCCAACAAUAACUAAUAAUGCUCCUAAGCAAAUGCCAGGGUCUCUUCGACUCCCACUACAGCACCAGCAGCAGCAGCUGCUGCCACCUCUACCACAGCAGCAACAGCAGGGCCUAACCUUGAUGCAAACAACUCUUAAUUUCCAAAAUAAAGUAGGACUUCGAGCUGCGGCCCCUCAGUCACUCUUGGUUUCUCAAAGACUUCCACUUAAUCAGCCUGUGUCUGCUGUAAAUGCUUCUAAAGGUGCUAUGUUAGCGUCACAGUCUGUGUUAAGUCAACUGAUUCCAACAGGAAAUAAAGUAAAUGGAUUACCAACAUACACACUGGCACCAGUUCAAGUGGCAUUGCCUGUCCAUUCUGGAAAUGUUCAAAGCCUUCCCACUUUACCAGUACCAGUGCAGAUCCCACAAGGAAAUCCUGUUACACAAAUUGCCCAACAAGUACCAGUUAAACCCAGUGCAUUAUCUGUGGUCCCUCCUAGCCUUGAUUCUUCUGAUGGAUCAAAACAGGCCAAGCAGUGGAUUUCGUGCCCUGUCUGCAAUGAGCUUUUCCCUUCCAAUGUGUAUCAAGUUCAUAUUGAAGUAGCUCAUAAGCAGGCCCCUCCUAAGCCCACAAAUGUGGUGCGAGGACUGGCUGCCAGAGCCCCAUUUUUGAAGAAGAUUAAGGAAAAGACCAUCAAAUGUUUAGCGUGCAAAGUGUUACUUUCUGAAAAAGGUCUGUGUGAACAUUUGUUACAUGGUUUGAACUGCUUAUUUUGUCCAGCAAUGUUUAGUUCUAUUAAACAGCUGCUUGAACACACAACUAUGGAACAUAGCCCUAGGCAGAAAGUGAAUUCAGCAUUUAUGGAACGAGAAUAUCGUCUAUACACUGAUGACCAAGGGGAAAUAAUUUUCCCUUAUUUUGAUAUGAAUACAGCUGCACCCAAAGAACAAGUUGGCGAUAGAGAAAUUAAUUUGGCACUAGUGACUGGAUCUCUUGAAUUGAUUUAUAUUAAAGUGCAUCUUGCAAUUGGUCAAACGAUUUGCAAGGUAACUCCAAGGUUCCCGUCUAAGGAUUGCCCUUUUUGCCUUGAAAAGUUUGAGAGUGUCCAUGAUUAUGAGCUGCACUUGAAGAGCAAGCAUUAUAUUAUGCCUACAAUUCAUGCAAUUUUAAAAAUGCCAGCUUUCAAAUGCAUCUAUUGCUGUGGAGUAUACACAGGCAAGACAACAGCAAAAGCGAUAUCUGUUCACGUACAGCGCUGCAGAUGUGCUCCCAGGAACAACAAGGAAAUGGAGAAAACUAUAUAUCCGGACAGCAGUAUUUCCACACUCAUGUCAGUGAAUGGUGGACCUCCGAAGUUCACCAUGCUACCAGCUAACCCACAUAAUCCCCCAGUAGUUAUCAACUCACAGACUGUCAAUCCAAUUAUUCAGAAUACUUUAAGGAUUGAAAGUAUAAUGAGAAGCUUAGAAUCCAGUAACAGUGAAAAAGAAUUUCUUGCUGCAAAAAAACGAAAAAUUGAUUCUGAAAAUGACCCCGUAAGCUCUGCUGUAGAAAAACCCCAAGUCAUUCUAGCACUAGAUCCUACCAGUGUGUCGGUGCGUUCAAAUGAAGCCCGUAAGGAGUUUCUCAAUGCUUAUUUCAACAAAAAGCCAUACCUCUCCAAAAAAGAAAUUGAAGUGCUAGCAUCACGUUUGUGGCUCAACAAACCUGAUGUUGCUUGCCAUUUUGGCUCAAAGCGUACCAGAUGCAUGAAAGCAAUGCAGAAAAAGCAAGCAGCUGUACUCUUAGGCUUUAAUAUGUCUGAACUGAAAAAAAUAAAACAUAACAUGGAAAUCAGUGAAGUCACAAUUGACUGAAAAGAAUAAAAAAACUGUAAUUAUGUGUUAAAUAUUAUCUCUUCCAAAUUAAGAUGAUAAACUAUGCUAGGUACUAUUUCUAAUUACAUAUCCACUGUAUAGAAAGAAAUUACCCAAAGUCAAGCUGCAGAGAUGUUUUCCGUAGCGCCACUGAAGACCAAUAUAUAUAUGUGUGUGUGUGUGUGUGUGUGAGAACAUGAGGGCAAACUCAAAAGUUGACUGUUAAAAUUUUGCUUAAGCUCUUAAGUGCUUGUCCUUGCUCUAUAAGCGUUUUGUUUCACAGCAGUUACAUUGCACAAGAAAAAAAAAAAAACAAAAACUACUAACUAAAAAUAGAGCAAGCUGUCCUUUAGAAUUUUCUUUAAAAAAAAAAAAAAUUAAA